GUGAAGUACCCCUUGGUGCGUGAUUGGGAAAAACUUUCUUACUCUUGUGAAUUUGUGGCUUGUUUUUGUGCAAAUUUCCCAGAGAUUUUCACUGAAUUUCCUUGAAAAAUCACCGAAAACUCGGAAAGGAAGUGUGAAAGAAGUAUUAAAAUCUGGUGAAAAAUGGGUGAUUCAGACGAUGAAUACGAUCGCAAGAGGCGCGACAAGUUCCGCGGGGAACGUAGCUCCGGGGAUAGUUAUCGUUCAGAGCGGGAUCGUCGCGAUGAUCGUCGGGAUGACUGGAUAAGAUCAAAGCCGGAUUAUCGGGAAUUCCGGAAUGGUGGAGGCCGGGAACGGAUGUAUUCCCCACCGAGGGAUAUGCCGCCCAUGAAGAGGAUGCGAAUGGCACCGCAUGACCCGUAUGGGCCCUACGGUGGUGGGUGGCAUCACGAGAGUGCCGGAAUGGGGUGGAUGCCACACGGUGGGGGUCAUCCGUAUGGAGGUUCCAUGGGCAUGGCACGGGACUCCGCCCCGAAUCCGGACAUGCAGACACAACCGUGUAUGAUGACACUGAAGCAAUUCCUUGCCACGCAGGAUGACGCAAUCUCCGACUCGGACGCCAUCGCAAAGUACAACGAGUACAAGCUGGAGUUCAAACGGCAGCAGCUCAAUGAAUUCUUCGUGGCGCACAAAGAUGAAGAAUGGUUUAAGCUGAAAUACCAUCCGGAGGAUUUGAUGAAGAGGCAGGAAGAGCACGUUGGAUUCCUCAAGAAACGCAUUGAUGUCUUCAUGGAAUUGAUGGAGAAGGAAAUGAUUGCGGAUCUGAGUAUUGAUUUAUCGUGCACGGAUAAACUUCUCAAACUUCUGGAUACGGUGGUGAUAAAGCUCGAGGGGGGUACUGAGGCGGAUUUGCAGGUACUCGAAGUGCAGACAAUGCCAACCCCCGUGAAGAUCAUUGAGGAGCCACCACCGAAGAUUCCGCGUGUUAUCAAGGAGGAGGCAGGAGUCACGUCUGCUGUUGCGAAGGAGGAGGAGAAGAAGAAUGAUGUUGUGGUGAAGAUUAAGAAGGAGGUGCAGGAUGAUGACGAUGAAGAUUGGGAUGAGCAAAUAAAGAAGGCAAAAGAGAAGGAAGUUGCGGAGGAGGAAGAUGAAGAGAUGCUGGAGAAGUCGAAGGAGAUGGAAGAUGGGAAGGAAGACGUAGAGAAGGAGGAAGAUGAGAAGGAGAAGGAUGAAGAAGAGAAGGAGAAGGAGAAAGAGAAGGAAGACGUUGAGGAGGAGGAGGAAGAGGAGAAUGGCAAAGAAGAGGAGGGGAAGAAGAAGAAGGAAGGAUCUGCUUCAGGGUCGGAUGCUUCUUCGUCGAGUUCGAGUGAAUCUGAUGAGGAUGAGGAUGAAGAUGAGGAGUAUGCGAGGAAAUUGGAGAAGGCAAAGCAAGCCGAAGAGGCAAAUAAGGUGGAGAAGACGAAGGAAGUUGAGCAGCUCUUCUUGGAUGCGGAGAAGGAGGAAGAGAAGAAGGAGGAAGAGGAGAAGGCACAACAGGAAGCACAGGAAGCAGCAGCGGCGGCGGCGAAGAAGAAGCAAGAAGAGGAGGCAGCAGCAGCAGCGGCCAAUGUUCCGGUGAUUGAUUUAGUGCGAGAGAAGAGCUCCGUGCGGGAACUCCAUAAGACAAGUUCAAUCUUCCUGCGUAAUCUCACACCGACCAUCACGAAGGCCGAAGUGGAGGCAAUGUGCCGGAAGUACGAUGGUUUCCUCCGGGUGGCCAUUGCGGAUCCCCUUGCGGAGCGUCGUUGGUUCCGCCGGGGCUGGGUGACGUUCAAGCGGGAUGUGAACAUCAAGGAGAUUUGCUGGAAUCUCAACAAUAUCCGUCUCCGGGAUUGCGAGCUGGGUGCCAUUGUGAAUCGCGAUCUCAGCCGCCGCGUACGUCCAGCCAAUGGGAUUGCCCUGCACAGGACAGUGGUGCGGAAUGACAUUAAGCUCUGCGCACGGAUUAUUCAUAAUCUCGAUGAGAAGCACGGGCUGUGGCGUGACGAAGGGGCCCCCAUUCCGGAGACUUCCGGUGAAACUUUCGGGUUGAUGUCACGGAAUCCCGUGCUGCAGAAUAUAACGGAUUAUUUGAUUGAUGAAGCCUCCGCGGAGGAAGAUGAACUUCUGGGUUUGACGGAAGAGAAGAAAGAUGUGCUGGAGAGUGAGCAAUUCGACAUGGACCCCACGCUUCUGCCUGUCCUCGAUAGACUCAUCCUGUACCUUCGUAUUGUGCAUUCGGUGGACUUUUACAAUCACUGCGAGUAUCCGUAUGAGGAUGAAAUGCCCAAUAGGUGUGGGAUUAUCCAUGCCCGGAGCCCAGUGCCGGCGAGUAAGAUCACACAGACAGACAUUCAGGAUUACAUGAAGAAUUUCGAAGGGAAACUCCAAGCAUUCCUCACGCCCAUUGUCACCAUUGAGGGGGAAGAAUUAACGAAGUUGGGUGCAAAGCAAGCCGAUGCGGAAGUGGAGAAGUUCAUAACGGCAAACACGCAGGAAUUGGCCAAGGAUAAGUGGCUCUGCCCGUUGUCAGGGAAGAAAUUCAAAGGCCCCGAAUUCAUCCGGAAGCACAUCCUCAAUAAGCAUUCGGAGAAGAUUGAGGAGGUGAAGAAGGAGGUGGAGUUCUUCAAUAAUUACCUCAAAGACCCCAAACGACCGCAAUUGCCGGAACAUCCGGGUACGGCAAAACGUGCUGGUGGGGUGGAUUCAGCUGCAGCUGCGGGGCAUCCUGGUAUGGCGGGAGGUGGUUACCGUGGUGGGGCUCCAUUUGGCGGAGGUGGCCCGUAUGGGGCACCACCGUACAACCCGUACGGCAUGAUGCCACCACGUGGACCACGUGGAGGGCAUGGAGGAGGCUUCCCAAGGAGGAGAAACACACCUACUUUCAGGGGAGGUCCAGACUACAGGCCAAUCAUCCACUAUCGGGACCUGGACGCGCCAAGGGAGCCAGAUGAAUUCCUCUAAAAGAAGAAGAAAGAUGGAGAAAAACUUGUGUGGAGGAAGAAGGCAGAGCGACAAUUUCAUGCCGGGUAAGACCAACAACUUUUCAUUUAUUUACAAUUGAAAUAAAAUUUUAAAAUUUAAAAUUAAUCAUGAAUAAAAACAUGUAAUUUGAAAGGAAAAAUAAAGAGAAUAAGAAAAUUA
Molecule: messenger RNA, 3141 nt
Organism: Lutzomyia longipalpis
Lineage: Eukaryota; Metazoa; Arthropoda; Insecta; Diptera; Psychodidae
Gene: Ars2
Product: serrate RNA effector molecule homolog
Exons: 6
Coding region: 163-2961 (932 amino acids)
Biological process (GO): mRNA processing; primary miRNA processing
Cellular component (GO): nuclear body
Molecular function (GO): nucleic acid binding
Source: RefSeq, a predicted model, not a curated record